GGCGUCGGUGAUUUUCCUUUUGUAGUGAUUACUUAAAUUCAUAUAUGUAUGUACAUAUUUUCAACCACAAGGCCUUAACAAAUCAAAUUUGAAUUGAAUUCUCAUUCCUCAGAUUUCAAACCACAGAGUUAUCGACAUUGGAAAAGGACUGACACCUUGAACACCAUGUGUUUUAAUGUACUGGGAGUGAGCAAUCUGCUACCCGAUUGCAGCAUUGCAAACCGGGUCCAUCUGUUCUCUUUGCUGCAGCAACUCCAGAACCAGGAGCGUCGUCCGGAGGAAGUGAGUGACGAGUUGCGGGAUCGCUACAACGUAUUUCGCCAGGUUUUGCCCAACUACCCGCCACCGGAACAGCCAGACGACGAUAUGCUAGCAAACUUUGAUGAGUUAUUCCAGGAGCAGCUUUCAAUAUCGAUCUUCACAGACACUGAAUCAUCCGGCGAGGAGACCUGCGAAUCCAGUCUGGAUAGUGACUCCGAGCAGAUCAGCAUCGGGAUGGAUCGUCAUCAUUAGACCACAUUCAAUUAAAAAGUGAAAUUAUGUCUUUCGUCUAAUGUCUGCCAAGUGGUCGAGUAAAUGAAAGUAAAACGUAGCCACUAAUUGUUCGACAAUAAAAAAGAGUAAAUUCAGC
Messenger RNA from Drosophila melanogaster (fruit fly), 631 nucleotides. RefSeq lists its product as uncharacterized. The transcript is spliced from 2 exons. NCBI's taxonomy places the organism in Eukaryota, Metazoa, Arthropoda, Insecta, Diptera, Drosophilidae. Bases 166 to 513 code for a protein of 115 amino acids. The record is from RefSeq and is marked reviewed.